Molecule: messenger RNA, 568 nt
Organism: Cylicostephanus goldi
Lineage: Eukaryota; Metazoa; Nematoda; Chromadorea; Rhabditida; Strongylidae
Source: the annotation of a GenBank genome assembly
UUCCGUUAACCAGCGACUUCUUAGUUUAAGCCGUUGACUUAUUAUUUUUCGACAAGAAGAAUAGCUUCUGGUUCUGUAGUAUAGUACACCAGGUGCCGUGCUGUCUAACCACGGACAUAUCACGAAUGUGUUUUCGAUCAUAGUUACCGUAAUCCUACAGUAUCUUCGCACAAGUCCACCAUUUCUUUCACUUCAGGUAUUGGAGUGCCACGGUUUUAUCUGCACAAACAAUAAAGCAGCAAAUGCACUGGUUCGCUGCUGUUUCCAUGCAUAUGCAGAUUCGAUCUACCUCAAAAUGGACGAGAAAGUGCCUGGAUUGAAAGCUAUAAAGGAAGGCUCUACUGGCGAACGAUCGCCGGCUAGUCCACAAAGUGAGGAAAAUAACUCACUUGAGGGAGAAGAUCAGAUUGACAGAGCACCUAAAGGCUGGGAACGACGUCAACAAGAUGGCGAAUAUGACAGCGUAAGCAUCAGCAGCAGCCUGGUCAGAGGGGGCAAGCGAGCCGCAAGUGAGACGGGGCUAAGGGACCACCAAUCCUAUUACGAUGCACUGCCGAUGAUGUACUGA